Messenger RNA from Dictyostelium purpureum, 315 nucleotides. RefSeq lists its product as uncharacterized. Lineage: Eukaryota; Evosea; Eumycetozoa; Dictyosteliales; Dictyosteliaceae. The transcript has a single exon. The record is from RefSeq and is a predicted model, not a curated record. The coding region runs from base 1 to 315 and encodes 104 amino acids.
AUGAAAGAAAAAAAAAUAACUUUUUAUGGCAGAUUCGAAUCAGAUAUUUUAAAAGGAUUAAAAACCAUUACAAUUAGAAAUAGAUUAGAGUCCCAUUACUCAAAAGGUGAAAUAUUAAAUGUUUACAGAUACGAAGAUAAUGUAUUUUUUUGUACUAUAGAGAUAGACGAUGUAUCAACAAUAGAUUAUAAUCAACUAAAUGAUAACCAUGCCAAGCAAGAAAACAUGACUUUAGAUCAAUUAAAAGAAGUAAUAAAUAAUAUUUAUCCAGGAGAGCAAAGCCUCUAUGUUUUAUCUUUCCAUCUUGUUAAUUAA